Messenger RNA from Cornus florida, 1140 nucleotides. RefSeq names its product probable glutathione S-transferase. NCBI's taxonomy places the organism in Eukaryota, Viridiplantae, Streptophyta, Magnoliopsida, Cornales, Cornaceae. The transcript is spliced from 2 exons. Bases 578 to 976 code for a protein of 132 amino acids. Gene Ontology annotation, cellular component: cytoplasm. Gene Ontology annotation, biological process: glutathione metabolic process. The record is from RefSeq and is a predicted model, not a curated record. Gene Ontology annotation, molecular function: glutathione transferase activity.
UCUUCUAUCUUUGCACGACUCUUUUUUCCCUUACAAAUUUAUUUGAUUGCUUAACCGGCCUUAAUUAUCUACCUUCAAACUUCUCUCAUUUUAUUUAAAUUUUCCCGUGAAAGUGACAAUGUUUAGCUCGCUCUCUCUCUCUCUCUCUCUCUCUCUAUAUAUAUAUAUAUACAUAUAUAAUCCACCACUUCUACCGAAGUGUUAGGCGGGACCAUGGGAUGGUCUCAUGUGGACUGACUUGCAACUACGUAAUAAAGAGGAGCUUGUUAUAAAAUCACAGACAGACACAUAUGGAGGGUGAGGCAGAGGUGAAGCUAUUGGGGGCAUGGUUCAGUCCAUAUGUUCAGAGGGUGAAAUGGGGUCUGAAGAUGAAGGGAGUCCAUUACCAAGACAUAGAACAAGACCUCACCAACAAGAGCCCUCUUCUCCUCAACUCCAACCCUAUACACAAGAGAGUACCUGUCCUGCUUCACUCCCACAAACCACCAAUCUCUGAGUCACUGCUCAUCAUUGAAUACAUUGAUGAGACUUGGGAACACAACCCCUUGUUGCCUCUAAGGACCCUUAUCAAAGAGCCAUGGCUAGAUUCUGGGCUAAGUUUGCUGAAGAAAAGUUUACUAAAGUGACAAGGAAAACACUAUUUCUUGAUGGAGAGAAACAAGAAAAGGAAGUGAUGCAAGCCAUAGAUGCCUUAGAAAUCAUUGAAGGAGAGCUCAAGGGUAAGAAGUUCUUUGGAGGUGACACCAUUGCGUAUUUGGACAUUGUCUUGGGGUGGAUUGCUGUUUGGAUUGGAGAGGUUGAGGAGGUUGCAGGGAUCAAAGUGUUUGACCCUCUAAAGUUCCCCUGUUUGGAUACAUGGAUGGGUUGCUUUUUAGAGUUACCAUUCAUCAAAGAGGGCUUACCACCAAGGGAUGACUUGGUAGCCUACAUCCACAAGUUCUGUCAACUUGUACUAGCUUUACCUGCUCAAAUAUGAGAGGUUUCGACACGAAUUCUUGUUGUGCACGUGCAAACGAUCUAAGUCGUUUCGUGUUAUAUAACACGGUGUUGUUACAGAAAAUUACUGAAUCAAAAAUAAAGAGCUAGUUAUGUCAUGUUUCUAAUAUUAUUAUCUUAAUACACUUAAGAGGCUUUUCACCA